Molecule: messenger RNA, 4714 nt
Organism: Myxocyprinus asiaticus (Chinese sucker)
Lineage: Eukaryota; Metazoa; Chordata; Actinopteri; Cypriniformes; Catostomidae
Product: protein shisa-6-like
Exons: 9
Coding region: 1813-3729 (638 amino acids)
Biological process (GO): regulation of short-term neuronal synaptic plasticity; regulation of AMPA receptor activity
Cellular component (GO): dendritic spine membrane; postsynaptic density; AMPA glutamate receptor complex
Source: RefSeq, a predicted model, not a curated record
GUUUUGAUGUACUCUUAUUCCCACAUCAAGCAAUAAUGCAUUCUGAUGCUGAGUAAAGAGCUUACAGCCAUUAAAAUAAAUGUUUCAUAAAGUAGUUAUUGUAAUCUAAGCAUUAUGUCUAAAAUGAGUUAUUUCAAUAGUUGUUUUGAUAGUAUCCAGUGCCACUUUGAUGCUCACCAAGGAACCAAAAAAUUUGAAUAACUCCUCUUGGAUAUUUUCUGGUUAUGAUGCAAUAAUUUUCUCUACUCUUGCGUGUAUUUUUCAAUUCACAUGUUCAUUUCAUUUUUUAAUUCAGUUUACAUCCCAGAGCAUGCUGUAUUUGUAAUGUGAAUACAAUCUACUUUUGAAAGUAUACAUUUGUUAAAGCUCAGUAUGUCUUUUAAAGACAACUUCACAAGAAGUAUUUGAAUAUUUUAUUAGAGAAACUAUGCACUGUACAAAAAAAAAAAAGAAAAAAAUGAAAAAAAGAAAAAUGUAAAAGAAAAGAAAAAAUAGAACAACUAAGCUGUAACUUAGCAACUGCUUCCAGGCUACAUAAUCAGAGGAUUGUGUAGGAUGUUAGUGAACUUAAAAAUAUUCCAAAAAUGAAAAAAUAUUCUAGUUUCUUAUUGUUAUCCCUCAUUAUUUUUUGUUAACUAAAAUCUACUGUUAACUGACAGCAAAAUGACUACCAAAUUAUAACUUACGACCAAAACACUCUCAUCAAAAGAGAUUCCUUUAGUAAUAAAUCUUUAAUUUUUAAAGCAUCCGUGUUAAGUUCUCUGUAGCCUAAUUCAGCGGCAUGCUCCAGCUUUCCGUAAGAUUACAUUUAAUUAAGGUACACAUGGAGUGGUUUAUGGUACAAGCAACAUCCUAAAUGGACACUUUGCAAUGGAAGAUCCACCAGCAGUCUGAAGGUUAAGGUAAGUAUACAGUAUGUGAAGAAAAUAUUCCAGGGUAAGGCAUACUUAUACUUACUGAAGCAGAUGCAGACAACCUGUCACAUAGCAACCUUUAAUGCUUUUAGUAAUUUCCUAUAACAUUUGUUUUUCAGAACUAUUUGUAAAAAUUCUGCAGGCAUAGAUAUCAAUGAAACAGUAUAGAGAAAUAGGGAGACAGACAGACUAUAGACUGCUAUAGGAAAUCUGUUCCAUGAUGUUUGCAGAUUUUGUUCAGUUCUAAAAUCUAUGCAUUUUUACAAAAAAAAAACAAAAAAAAAAAAACAAAAAAAAUUAUAUAUAUAUAAUAAUAAUAAUCUAUGCAUUUUUAUUUUCCUAUAAAAGGGUUAUAAAACAAUAACAAGUAUAAAUCAGAGUAUAUUUUAAAAAGCUAAUGAAUAGGUGUGGUAAUCUGAGAAGGGAGGAAAUGAAUUAUCUUAUCCCUGCCUGAGAGAGAGAGCUAUGAAUUGGAGAUGCACGUAGAAUGACUGUGACGCCAGCAUUUGAUGCAAGACCGAAAGACGGUAGGCGGACCCUUCAGAUGGGUCUGUUUCGGAAUGGGAUACUGACUGUCACUUCAAUUCACCUUGGCAAGAGCUAACACACCCGAUUAAAGCGUUAAAGUGAAGCAAGAUACGAGAAGUGAAGGCACGUUUGACAAGAGUUCAUCAAAAAUCCCAACAGUGACGCCCAACUAAUUCAAAGAGAACCAGCGAUGUUUUACAAAAACACGAUUCAAUGAAUGGCACCUUUCAUCAGUAUAUCCACAAGAACCUCAUAUCACCAGGAAUGCGGGGGAAAGCUGACUUCAGAACUGCAGCAACCUUAUAGGAUCGAGUGCGCUUGAAGCGGAAAUCGAAGUGAGCUGUCCAGGGUCCUGAAAACGCGCCAAACCAUGGGUAUACAACACUUUCUGGUGCUUCUCAUUUAUCUGGAUCCACUGAACGUGUUUUGUACUUUGACGGCCAAACGAGUCAAACCUGCGCCCAAAAGGACUCAGAAGCCGAAAGAACUGAACAACAACACCACCACCGUCGUACCUUCAGCGUCCACGCAGCGGAUCACGCAGGUCCAUCCGUUGCACACCCACGAGACCUGCCUGGGUUACUACGACGUGAGCGGACAGUUCGAUAAGGAGUUCGAGUGCAAUAACACCGACCACCGCUACUGCUGCGGCUCGUGUUACUUGCGCUUCUGUUGCCAAUUUAAAGGCAACCGGUUAGAGCAGAGAACAUGCAAGAAUUACCAAAAACCGGACUGGGUGAAAACUGUGCCCCCAUCUCCUGUUCCAACAGGUGAUACUUAUGAUCCGAGUAUGGACCAAACGAACACCGCGGUGUACAUUACCUGUGGUGUGAUUGCUUUUAUUAUAGUCCUUGGGGUUUCAACAAAAGUCGCAUAUGACAAAGCAACCCAACCGCCUCAGGAAAUGAACAUUCACAGAGCCCUAGCAGAUAUACUUAGACAACAAGGUCCAAUUCCUAUAUCACAGUACGACUGUGAAAACUUUGCGGCAAUGAACAGCUCACCCAAAGACAACACGCCACAGCGAACGGGAUCCAAAAACCACUAUACCCCUGUUCACAGCUCAAAAUCAAAUCAUGGUGGGCAUUAUUCGAAAGAGAGCACUCGAGGGGGUGGCCAUGACCUUCACAACUUCAUAUCUUCUGGAUUUGUGACGCUUGGCCGAAGCAGUGCAAAAGGGGAAAAACACUGGCCGGUGCGGUCUCAGAGUCACCAUGGAGCGCAUCAACAUAACUUCAACCAUCUUGGUCUCAGCAGCCCAACUCGAACACCUAAAAAUGCUCACAGAUCUCUAAGGCAUGAGAGCACACGAAUGAACAACAUCCUCACGUCACAGACCGAGCCGUACGAUCUGUCCUUCUCUCGAUCCUUCCAGAGUCUCUCCCACCUCCCCCCUUCUUACGAAUCUGCCGUGAAAGCUGAUCUCAACAAAUACUCCUCACUCAAGAGACUAACGGAUAAGGACAUGGAUGACUACUAUAGCAGGAAGAGGCAUCUUCCAGACCUAGCGGCUCGAGAAACCCUUCCCUUGCACAUGAUAAAGACAAACCAAGAGUCCCAGAGCAGUCAGCAGGUCCAGCAACAGCAGCAAAAACAGCAGCAACAACAACCGCCCCGCCAGCGUCCCCGCAGAGUUCAGAGAGCCAUGUCCCAGGACCGCGUGUUGUCCCCUGAGCGCAGCUACGCAAACGACUACGCCAUGACCUCCUACAGCAUGUCCCCUUACGGGGGACGAAUCCUCUCCGACGAGCAACUCCUCUCUGCUGAGCGCCUGCGUUCCCAUGAACGGCUUGUCUCCCAAGACCGCCUCCACUCACAAGACCGCCAUUAUUCCCAGGACCGCAUCCACACGCAAGACCGAUUGAUGUCACAGGAACGCCACCAUUCUCAGGAACGUCUCCAUUCCCAAGAACGCCUUUACUCACAAGACCUACUCUACUCGCAAGACCGCCUGCACUCCCAGGAUCCGCUUAUCUCUCCCGACAAGAUGAUGUCCAUCAAACGCUCCGGGUUCCUCAGCGAAAAGUCCAUGUCCAGAGCUAUAUCCCACACGGACGUGUUCAUGCCCACCACGCCCAUCCUGGAUCGGUACAAGAUGACAAAAAUGCACUCCCAUCCCAGUGCCUCAAACAACACCACACAGAACACUUUAACCAUGAACCAGACAGCCUCCAAGAGGCAGGCUUUUGCCUCGCGUCGCACGCAGACGGUGGAGCAGCUCCACUACAUUCCACAACAACAUCACCAUCACUACCGUACAGGGAGCAAGACUGAAGUAACUGUUUAACCACUCAGAAGCCUCCAGGAAUAAUUGAACCACAAUCUCAAGCUACAACAGCAGUGUUCAAGAGCUGUCUCAAAUACAAUUCUUUUCUGCAGCUCUUCAGUAACUGUCCCAGCACCAGCUACUCUAAAGUUAUUACUGAGACAAUUCUGUAUGCAUACCCAUUUAUAUGUGUUUGUAGAUCACAAAAAAAGGAUGGACACAUAGAGAACACAGAUUCUGCAUUCAUAAGGGCUUUGCAUGGUGACUCACAAAGACCGACAAAUGACAUCACAUCAGAAGAUGUGAAAGAACGAUAUGGACAUGGAACAAAACUGUAUAAUUUAUAUAUAUAUAUAUAUAUACAUAUAUAAAUAUAAAUACUGUUUGUACUUCCAGUCCUAGUCAAUAGCUUUAGGAGUUCUUAUAAUGUUCGCACUUCUAUUGGUGCCGCUACAAAAAUGUUCCAUUUCAACAACGAAGUGGUUUUGUGGGUUAAAAAGCACAAUCAAGUAACAGUUGCAUUUUGUUCUGUUUCAUUCAUUUGUUUGGUUGGUGAUGGCUAGCACAUAUCAGUUUGUUUUUUAAAUUAAUGGCCAAUUAUUUUGCAAAGAUGAUUGUAAAUAAGCUCUUUUAGCCACAGUAAAUGGACAAGUCUGUUCUGGUCGGCAUUUGUUUUAUUGUAGUUUGAUUUAGAGUGAUUCAAGAGUUCAGAAUUAUAGAUGACCCACUAACCCAGUGUUGGACAAUUUAAAGUAAUAUGAUACUGUGUGUGUCUUUUCAAAUGUGUUUGUAGAAUGAGAACUGGGUGAAUGUUGUUGAAAAAAAAAUGACAAAACUGUUGAUAUCUGGCUGUAGACUGUGUUGCAGUGACUCACAAGACAAAAUGAGUAUAUUAUGCUUGUUGUUGUAGUUUCAAAUAAACCAUCCUUAUUUUUCUAAACAUGAAAAUGUACAUGGAAAAAAGUAUAUUAUGUGCCUCAAACUACAUUAAACAUUGAAAUAUUUA